AUGGCCGACAAAUGGAACAUUAUUCUUAAACGCGGCAAACCCUACACAAAAUACUCCAAAGUGUGCAGUCUCCACUUCACGCAAGCCGACUACAACGUCACUGCAAUGGGUAAGAAUAAAGGCCAAUGGAAAACCUUGAGUAAAGAUGCAGUACCUUCUCAGAAUCUUCCCAAGUUGAACCCAGAUGGGACUGUAAUGGUUAUCCGCAAGAGCCGCACUGUUAAGUACAAGGAGGCCAGGAAAGAUGACAGUAUAAGCGAAAAAACAGAAAAAUGGUGCUUGAACACUCAGACCACAAUGCCUAUAAACAGCACGCCAGAGAGAAUACUUCACACAAAUGAAAGUUCAGAUAGCAGUCUGGUAUACCGUCUUCAAGCGUUAAACGCGAUCGCAAACAACAUCUCCUUACAGCAGAAUAAUGAGAGCCAGAGUCAAAACAACCAUGUGCCAUCUUUGAGACCGAAGAAGCAGGACGCGUUCAUGCAAACCGAUCCAAUCCAGUCCGAAGAGGAGGAAACCAAACCCAACAACAGUUACAGCGAGUCUUCAGAAAAAUCAUUCAGUUCGGAUCAGCUCGAAACAUACAGUGUUCCCAUAACAUUUCAGAAGGAAGCCGAGGGCUACGAACAGCUUAAGAAGUACGAGUUGCCAAAGGACUACACAAAAACCAAUGACGAUUACAUUCCGCAGACAAAUGAGGAGUACAACAAAGAAGCGGAGAAGUACGCGCUUGAGCGAAAAUCAUUAAACGGUUACGAAAAACCGGCUGUAGAUGUCAUAUACCAGAAACCGAUAAUAGAGAAUGGUUAUCAGAAAAUGCCAGAGAUGUAUGCAUAUAGUGACAAGCAGCAGGAAUAUGAGAACCGUAACGAAAACUACAUUGAAUACACGAAUGGAUAUCCGGACAGUGCAGAGAUACUUAAAAAUCAACAACACAAUCUGCAGUUAUUACAGGAACCACACAGGAUCACAGAAAAUCAGAACUUCUUUAACGAAAGCCAUAUAAAGCAAGAGAUAGAUUUUGGAACAGAGGAUGAUAAGUUUUUAUAUGAACGCACCAAGGAUCAGUUAGAUCCAAAUUCAUUAUACAAUGAGGGUCAGAGGCGUCUGGAGCAGCAAAGGCUUCUGGAGCACAUACAACAUCAGGUCAAAGAGGAGCCAGAUGUAAAUAGUGGAUGUGAUACUGUAAUGCAGCCACAAGGAAGUCCGUACUAUCAAACGGAUGGACAAAAUGUUACAACAGGAGUUUCUGGAUACUACGAACAGAUUUCAAGACCGGGACCAGAGCUGCUCAUAGCAAAACAGAAUGCGCUGGCAGCUCACACACAGCUAUGGCAAAACACCAUGAAGAGACCGUUUUUUUAUAGUGAAAGCUCUCCUUACACUGGUCCUCAAGUACUGCAUAGAUAUGAGGUAGUGCAUCAAUGA
Parnassius apollo (apollo) is the source of this 1428-nucleotide messenger RNA. NCBI's taxonomy places the organism in Eukaryota, Metazoa, Arthropoda, Insecta, Lepidoptera, Papilionidae. The record is from the annotation of a GenBank genome assembly.